GAAACAGUUGCCUCGCCAUAUUUGCUGUCAACUCGUUCUUUCGUUCUUUCUCGGGUUGUCGUAAACGUCAACAACACGCACGCUGCUGACUUGGAUCAAAUUAUCCAUUUUCACGGCCAAAUCUUAGCGUAAAGAUGCCGCAGGAAAUCAAAGAAGUGAAGGACUUCCUCAUCAAGGCCCGCAGGAAGGAUGCCCGCGCGGUCAAGAUAAAGAAGAACGAGACGAACACCAAGUUUAAGAUCCGCUGCUCCCGAUACCUGUACACGCUAGUCGUGAAAGACAAGGAGAAGGCCGAUAAGCUGAAGCAAUCGCUGCCACCGGGCCUGCAAGUCAAAGAAGUGAAGUGAAGUGGUUACACGAUGCGGCUUGCCUCCUAAUGCACGAAGCCCGGGAUGUUCUUUGGGUUUGGUCGACGGACCGGCAUGGCUAGGACGCGGUCGAUAUGUAAUGGCCGAUUUGUUCACGUAGUCGCUAGUUUGCGGUAAGGGGCCGGUCGAGUACGAGCGAUUCCCGUCGGUUGUUCCGGGGGUGCCGGCGAAUAAAGAUUAUGUGUCGAAAUCGUA
Anopheles bellator is the source of this 563-nucleotide messenger RNA. RefSeq names its product large ribosomal subunit protein eL38 (gene RpL38). NCBI's taxonomy places the organism in Eukaryota, Metazoa, Arthropoda, Insecta, Diptera, Culicidae. Gene Ontology annotation, molecular function: structural constituent of ribosome. Gene Ontology annotation, cellular component: cytosolic large ribosomal subunit; ribosome. Gene Ontology annotation, biological process: protein-RNA complex assembly; translation. The transcript has 2 exons. The record is from RefSeq and is a predicted model, not a curated record. Bases 135 to 347 code for a protein of 70 amino acids.